Messenger RNA from Branchiostoma belcheri (Belcher's lancelet), 2276 nucleotides. Its product is annotated as tripartite motif-containing protein 3-like. The record is from RefSeq and is a predicted model, not a curated record. Gene Ontology annotation, molecular function: translation repressor activity; ubiquitin protein ligase activity; protein binding. Bases 250 to 2184 code for a protein of 644 amino acids. The transcript is spliced from 4 exons. Gene Ontology annotation, biological process: protein polyubiquitination; proteasome-mediated ubiquitin-dependent protein catabolic process; negative regulation of translation. NCBI's taxonomy places the organism in Eukaryota, Metazoa, Chordata, Leptocardii, Amphioxiformes, Branchiostomatidae.
GAAUUUAAAACGGGCUUGCCGUUCGUUCCGUGAUGUCCUUGCCUGUGGGGAAGACGAGAAUAUAGCCGGCCCCGCCAACCCAUUUCAUCAAUUAUUAACCUCCCGUUGCCAUGCCAACGCAGGCGAUCAUGAGCUAGUGUGUGCGUGACCGGUUUUUAAUAUCGGGGCGGCCGGCUGGUAAUAUCGCACGCGGGGGCGGUGGGUGUAAGUGACAGCCCAGCAGGGAAGGAAAAAAACCGGCCUGACAACAUGUCGGCGAAAAUUCUGGACGAAAUUACGGAGGAAUUCCUCGUCUGUAAGAUCUGCUUCGAGGACUACAAGAAGCCGAAGGUGCUGCCGUGCCUGCACACGUUCUGUGAAGGGUGUUUGGUGAAGUACGUCCCCGGGAAGGCGCGGAACAUCACCUGCCCCCUCUGCCGAGAGGAGACCGCCCUCCCCGAUAAUGGCGUGGCCGGGUUGAAGGGGAAUUUCCUCAUCUCCAGCCUGAGAGAGAAGUUGCGGACGGGGAACAUGGAGAAGGCCGGGGCGGCGGAUGAUGGAGACACCCGCUGCCACUCUCACGGGGACUGCCCGGUGCGGUUCUACUGCGAGCCCUGCGAGAUCCCCGUCUGCGCGCAGUGCGUCAAGAAGGACCACAAGACACACAAACACGUCUUCAUGUCCGACGUCGUGACCGAGAAACGCGAGCACCUGAGCGAGUUACUCCUGGCCGCCCGGGAGAAGGUGCCCGUGUUCGAGACCGCCAUCAGACAGCUGUCCGAGGCGGAGGACAGUAAGAGAGAGGAGAGGGAGAGAGUGGAGAGCGAGGUGAUCUCUACAGCGGAGAAGGUGGUAGCUGCAAUCCAGCAGCAGCAGGACUACCUCCUCACCAUGCUGGACUCCAUCUACCUCGCCGAACACAGAGAACUGCAAGAAGAGAAGGACAGGGUGGAGACGGAGCUGGUGAGCCUGCGCAGUAGCUGUGACUUCACGGAGAAGGUCCUGCAGUUCGGGAACGACGCCGAGAUUCUCUCCGUGACCAAUCAGAUGACAGGAAGACUGCAGAAGCUGUCCGACGUACCUUUAGGAGAAGACCUGAAGAUCGACUCGCUGUCUCGCGAGAUCCGUUACGUCAUGCGCGAUGACGACAUGUCGUGGGUUGCGGAGAAGAUGGGUCACGUGGAGUGUCACAUGAGAGUCGACCGCCACUCCCAACUGGUGGAGGAGAUCGAAAAGACCAUCGAAAAGUUCUCCAAACCCUCUUCUGGCAUGGAUUUAGCCAGAGAUCCCGAAAACCCGGCCAGCCCUAAGAAGGUAAAGCCAAGCGAACGGCGACCGACUAGUUUGAUACCAAACGGCGUGCCAGAGCUCGAGGACGAACCGCUCUGGGCAAAAUCCAACGCCCCGUUUGCCGGAGCGACGUUGCUCUUACAGACCGAGGCGCCCAGCGCGGGCCUCCGGCCUUGCGGCGUGGCCGUCCGAGGGGAGAUGGACAUAGUGGUCGCUGACUCCGACAGCAUGGUCGUGCAGGUGUUCAGUAGUCUCACAGGCAACCUCAGACACACCUUCAACGUGGACAUAUACCCCAAGGACGUGGCGAUCACACCUGAAGGAAACAUCGCCAUCUUAGGAUGCGACGGGUCUAUCAAGCUUUGCACUCCUCAAGGACGACUCUUCCGGCACAAUGACAGUUCUGGGGUCGUUGACCCUGUAGGACUAGCCGUGGAUUCGAACGGUCGUUUCGUCAUCUCCGACGCCGACGGCCACCAAGUGAAGGUCCUCAACCCAAACGGGACUCCCGCCUUCGCCUUCGGCGGCUACGGCGACGACGACACGCAGUUCGACGACCCGUCCUACGUAGCCGUCAAUCACCGGAACGACAUCAUCGUCUCUGACGAAGGCAACCACUGCAUCAAGGUGUUCGACUCGAGCGGGAAGUUUCUGCGGCGGUUCGGCACGCAGGGCGAGGAGGAGGGCCAGUUCGACCACCCCAAGGGAGUCUGCGCGGACAGUCACGGCAACAUCCUGGUCGCUGAUUGGCUGAACAACCGGGUCGCGUUGUUCAGCUCAGACGGCCAGUUCCAGCGGUACAUAGUGGCCUCCACAGACAGACUGCGCCGUCCGUGCGCCGUGGCCCUCAUCAGCGACUGGAAACUCGUGGUGUCAGAGUACAACAACAGUCGGGUCAAAGUCUUCCGCUUCUGAUCGAGUGGCAAGAAUAAUCUCCAAGCACAUGAAUGACUUUCUUCUUUCUUUCAGUAAACACAGGUAGUGGAGGACAUGGAAGACGGUCAUGA